Dovyalis caffra is the source of this 1431-nucleotide messenger RNA. Lineage: Eukaryota; Viridiplantae; Streptophyta; Magnoliopsida; Malpighiales; Salicaceae. The record is from the annotation of a GenBank genome assembly.
AUGGCAACUUGUGUUCCUCCGCCUUUUACGCCAUCUGGUACUCAAAUUUCAGUGGGACGAAGGAUUUCAACAGAAAACCGAUUUGGUAGAAUAAUUGCACUCAAGAGGUUUGACAAGAAGAAUGCUUCAUGGGGCGCUUGUGAAAGAAAUCUCUUCAGUAUUCCGCAAGUUAGGUGUUCGGUUAACUCUCACAAUAUCAGCCCAAAUCACAGCAAAGACUCUUUCCUGGAUUUACACCCUGAAGUUUCGAUGCUCAGAAGUGAUGCGAAUGCAUACUCUAGUCUUAGAAAGGAGAAAUCUGGAGGAAGCGUCACUGAGAGCUCAGGGGAUUCCUCUUUUAUGAGCAACCACAAUGAAGCCAGGAUCAAGGUUAUUGGUGUCGGAGGUGGUGGGUCUAACGCUGUUAACAGAAUGAUUGAGAGUUCUCUGACAGGGGUGGAGUUUUGGAUAGUGAAUACAGACAUUCAGGCAAUGAAGAUGUCACCAGUGCUCCCAGAGAACCGUUUGCAAGUUGGCAAAGAGCUAACUAGAGGUCUGGGUGCUGGUGGAAACCCAGAUGUAGGGAUGAACGCUGCCACUGAAAGCAAAACAGUAAUAGAGGAGGCACUUUAUGGUGCAGACAUGGUCUUCAUAACAGCUGGAAUGGGUGGAGGAACUGGCACUGGUGGGGCACCAGUGAUUGCUGGUGUUGCAAAGUCCAUGGGAAUAUUGACUGUUGGCAUUGUUACAACACCAUUCUCCUUUGAGGGCCGAAGACGUGCUGUUCAAGCUCAGGAAGGAAUUGCUGCUCUGAGAAACAAUGUUGACACAUUAAUUGUUAUUCCUAAUGACAAGUUGCUGACUGCAGUUUCUCAAUCAACCCCAGUGACAGAGGCAUUUAACUUGGCUGAUGAUAUACUUCGACAAGGUGUUCGUGGAAUCUCUGACAUCAUUACGGUGCCAGGACUGGUUAAUGUAGAUUUUGCUGAUGUUCGAGCUAUUAUGAAAGAUGCAGGUUCUUCUCUUUUGGGAAUAGGAACUGCAACCGGGAAGACGAGGGCAAGAGACGCUGCAUUGAACGCCAUCCAAUCACCUUUGUUAGAUAUUGGAAUUGAAAGAGCCACUGGGAUUGUGUGGAAUAUAACUGGUGGAACCGAUCUAACUUUGUUUGAGGUGAAUGCUGCAGCAGAGGUUAUAUAUGACCUUGUGGAUCCAACUGCAAACCUAAUAUUUGGAGCAGUGAUCGAUCCAUCACUAACUGGUCAAGUUAGCAUAACCCUGAUUGCCACUGGAUUCAAUCGUCGCGAGGAAGUCGAAGCGAAGGGAACUCAGCGUGCUCAUGGUGAUGUUUCUCUUGGAACAAAUAGACGUCCAUCUUAUGCUGACGGUGGCUCUGUGGAGAUUCCUGAGUUUUUGAGGAAGAAAGGCCGCUCUCUCUUCCCUCGAAUCUGA